UUGUACUAUUUCUUUCAGGCAUAGUCUCGGGGAGGUUCUUGAUGCACCCAAUGUUAUGUCAAUGAUAAAAGAUACUAAGGCAGCUCAGGAGGUGAAAGCACUAAAAGAUUUUCACGAGAUGAUGUCAAAUGACCCAGCACGUGCAUGCUAUGGUCCUAAGCAUGUUCAGGUGGCUCAUGAACAACUGGCCAUUCAAACGCUUCUCAUCACUGAUGAACUUUUCAGAAAUGCAGAUAUACCAUCUAGGAAGAAAUACGUUGAGUUGGCUGAGUCAGUCGAGAAUGCAGGAGGAACUGCACACAUAUUCUCUUCUAUGCACAUUUCUGGCGAACAGCUUCAACAACUGACUGGCAUAGCAGCCAUUUUAAGAUUUCCCAUGCCAGAACUAGAAGAUCUGGAGAUGUGAAAAAGUUUUGAACGAAUACUAUGACUAAGCACUAUGGAAAAUUGUUGCUCUGCUUCGAAAAAGGGCAACAAAGCAAAUAUGAUUUCAUUGGUUGUUUUGCCUUUACAAUAAAUGGAUUGCGAACAUACACUGGAAACCCUUUUGUAUUUUUGUUGGUAAUAUGAAUAUUAUGUGUUAUAUUCCAGCUUAUUUGUUUGGACAGGGUCUGUUUAGAUAUGACCACUUUUAGGGUUCUUGGUUGACUACCCAGUUCUCAUUUGUCCGCAAAUAUAGUUGAACUAUGGUCCUGAAGUAUCUAUUAGAAGAAACCUUGAAAAUUGAAAGUAACCAAGUUUUGGUGCUAAUAAUCAGAGCUGACACGACACAUUACCUGCUGAAGAAUAUCUAUACUUGGAAAUGAAGUAAAAUCUGCACCAACCUUGGUCCACUACAGGGCAUGUAGCUUACUUUGGCUACUGAAAUCAGUACUGUGUAAUUACUAACAGUAAAUUAGGGGCAAUUGUUCAUUCUGCAGGGCCAAGUUUGGAUGUCUCUACAACACAGAAGACUUCAGGCACCCCUGUAUUGCCCUGUUUAUGAAGUAGACACAGCAUUGUUGUGGCUUGAUGUAUUUGGAUGCAAUUAUAUUAAUUUUCUAGCUUUAAAGUGUA
Molecule: messenger RNA, 1056 nt
Organism: Cryptomeria japonica (Japanese cedar)
Lineage: Eukaryota; Viridiplantae; Streptophyta; Pinopsida; Cupressales; Cupressaceae
Product: protein PELOTA 1-like
Exons: 5
Coding region: 56-406 (116 amino acids)
Biological process (GO): nonfunctional rRNA decay; nuclear-transcribed mRNA catabolic process, no-go decay; nuclear-transcribed mRNA catabolic process, non-stop decay
Cellular component (GO): cytoplasm
Source: RefSeq, a predicted model, not a curated record